AUGAAGGCGUUGAUCCAUUCGCUAAUCAUGUUAGCGUUCAACGGAGAGCCCAACUACUCCAUGCACCAUAGCUGGUCGCAAGUUACCCCAAGGUAUCUAACGCAUAGCCACAAUGAUUCUGCCCCAAUCUUUUUUCUCCCCAUUCCUCCAUUCAUCCUCUUCACCAUUACAAAAUUCACCAUGAAUUUUGAUGAUUUGGUUGAGGAGUUGAAUGAUCUGGACGUUGAUGUUACCGUUAGGUUUCCUUGGGAGGGGCCCAUGAUAUCCCGGAAGCAGUCCUGCUUGACGGCGGCCCUUUCGUCGGGGUCAGCCUUCAACUACCAGCCCUCCUGCACCCAGGAUGGGGAUUAUACCCCCAAGCAGUGUUUUCUACGUAGGUGUUGGUGUUCAACCGUCUCGGGUUACCCCUUCAAGAAACUUGCCCCGGCAACAUCAAAGAAAAAGAACAACCAAUCGAAAUCAAGAAAAAAUAUCCAAUCGACAACAGCUUCAAAUAAAAACGACCAAUCAGAAGCCACCUCCAAAAACAUCGGCCAAUCAACUGAAAACUACAAAUACUGGCUCGUCCAUGAUUGGUCAGAUUUCAGCAAUUACGACCUCGACCUUCAAACUGAUUGGCUGUUCAAGGGCAUGCAAGCCCUCUACCUAAACUGCGAUAACUUGAGGAAAGAAUUUGACAAAGACUAUGACGAAUUUUUAACGGUACUAGCGAGUAUGAAAGAACAAAAUGGCGGAAAUGACUUGGAAAAAUUUAUCACCGACAACAUGCUUACCCCUUCAAAAGAAGGCAUUUGGGGUUUUAAAUGGCGAACCGGUGGCGACGAAGAUGUUGGUGUUGAUAACAUUUAUGAGGGGGCUGAUGGUGGUGACGAUGGAGACGAUGAGACUGGCGAUCAAAUUAAAAAUGGCGCUAGGGGUAAAAAUAUGGGCUACGACAACAACAACAACAACAAUAAUGAUAAUAAUAAUAUCAAUAAUAACAUUAAUAAUGAUAAAAAUAAGGAUAAUAAUAAUGACAAUAAUAAUAAUUACAAAGAUAAUAAAGAAAAUACAAUAGCAAGAAGAAAUUUUAAAGGCAUGAGAAGAAAGAGAGUUGUUAAACGAGAGGCAAGUGCCUUCGUUAAGAAAUACAACAGCCUAACUAAUUAA
Molecule: messenger RNA, 1149 nt
Organism: Helobdella robusta
Lineage: Eukaryota; Metazoa; Annelida; Clitellata; Rhynchobdellida; Glossiphoniidae
Exons: 4
Coding region: 1-1149 (382 amino acids)
Source: RefSeq, a predicted model, not a curated record